AUCUAGCCAACACAACAGCAGAAAACGUCAAAGUCGUCCAAAAUGGCUGAGACAGAAACUGAUAAUAACAGUAUUAUUAGACCUGAGAGAAAUAACAAAGUUACAACGGCUACCAAUGGGCCCCGUCGCGUUACCAUCUAUAAAACUGACACUGGGUUCGGUUUCAAUGUGCGCGGUCAAGUGUCCGAGGGUGGGCAGUUGAGGUCAAUCAAUGGGGAGCUAUAUGCCCCUUUGCAGCACGUAAGCGCUGUUUUGGAGCAAGGAGCGGCUGAACAAGCUGGUAUCCGGAAGGGGGACAGGAUCCUAGAAGUAAACGGUGUGAACGUCGAGGGCGCGACCCACAAGCAAGUGGUUGACCUGAUCAAAUCAGGAGGUGACUGUCUCACUCUUACAGUCAUCUCUGUCACACCAAAGGAGGCCGAACGCCUAGAGCCAUGCGACGACGGCUCAGCGCCGGUCGGCGUGAUCGGCGGCGCCGCCAACUCCCGCGCAACCGUCUACCAACGCUACGACUACACCGACAAACGCUCGCUACCUGUCUCCAUACCCGACUACAGGGUGGUGAUGGAGCGUAACAGUGGUCGAUCGUACGUCGCGUUCAACGUGCACAUGGCGGGGAGGCAUCUCUGUAGCCGCCGAUACAGGGAGUUCGCUGUUUUGCACCAGCUGUUACGGAAAGAGUUUCUAGGGUUCAAUUUUCCGAAGCUGCCGGGCAAGUGGCCGUUCACACUGAGCGAGCAACAGCUAGACGGGAGACGGAGAGGGCUCGAACAGUAUCUUGAGAAAGUGUGCGCAGUACGAGUUAUAGCCGAAUCGGAUGCAGUACAGGAGUUCCUUACGGACUCGGACGAUUCAUCUAAUCCAUCACCAGUCGACCUAAAGGUGCUCCUUCCGGACAAGGAAGUGGUAACCGUCUCUGUUCUGAAAUCCACCAACGCCGAUGACGUAUACCGCGCUGUUUGCGAAAAGAUCGGACUAUCCAAGUCUGUACAGAAAUACUUCUACCUGUUUGAGAUCGUCGAGUACAAUUUUGAGCGCAAACUCCAACCGAAUGAAUGUCCACACUCCCUCUACAUACAAAACUAUUCUACCGCAUCAUCAUCCUGCCUCGCCGUGCGGCGCUGGGUGUGGAACCCGCGGCGCGAGGCUGCCGUGUGCGCCGACUCGGCCGCGAGAGCAUUCGUGUUUUGGCAGGCCGUAGAAGAUGUGAACCGCGGCGUGUGCGUCGCAGGCGCACGUCUCUACCAACUAAAGGCGCUGCAAGACGUGCGGCGCGCCGCCGACUAUCUCGCUCUCGCUCGCACGCUGCCCGGCUACGGAGACAUCGCCUUCCCCCCUCUGCGGACCGACGCCUGUCUCACUCCCACACUCAACGUCACCAUCGGCUGGAACGGUCUGAAGUUGACCGCGUGCGCGGAGGGGGGCGCGCAGAGCGCCGAGGUGCCGUGGCGCUCCGUGCGCGAGUGGCGCGCCGACGACGACGCGGCCGCCGCGCGCAUCACAUACUCCACGCGCGACCACACCAGGACCAUCGCUCUCUUCACGCCAUACUACCAGUUCCUGUGUAAUUGCUUGGACAGAAUAGCCGAGGAGAUGAGCUGGGUCGACACAGGCGACUAAGGAACCCUCGGCGCGCGAGCAUAGCUAGUAAGACCGUAUUACGCCAUCAAAACUCCCAAAUUGGUAGAAAACUACUGACAACUUUAUCAACACAACUGGAAACUAAGGAACUCUCGGUGCGCGAGCUUAGCUAGUAACACCGUAUUACGCCAUCAAAACUCCCAAAUUGGUAGAAAACUACUGGCAACAUUAUCAACACAACUGGAGACUAAGGAACUCUCAGCGCGCGAGCUUAGCUAGUAAGACCGUAUUACGCCAUCAAAACUCCCAAAUAGACGGAAAU
Messenger RNA from Cydia amplana, 1903 nucleotides. It is a transcript of the gene Snx27, whose product is annotated as sorting nexin-27. NCBI's taxonomy places the organism in Eukaryota, Metazoa, Arthropoda, Insecta, Lepidoptera, Tortricidae. The transcript has 11 exons. Gene Ontology annotation, biological process: intracellular protein transport; signal transduction; endocytic recycling. Bases 43 to 1620 code for a protein of 525 amino acids. The record is from RefSeq and is a predicted model, not a curated record. Gene Ontology annotation, molecular function: phosphatidylinositol-3-phosphate binding; protein binding. Gene Ontology annotation, cellular component: early endosome.